AUGAGCUCGGCUUCAUCGCUCCCUGCCCCGGCGCAUAUUCUCGCGGAUUCCAUGCUGUCGCGCCACUUUGGCCGGGAGACGGCGAACUACUUCUCCAGCUCCCCCCUGAACCGCCUCUCAUUCCUCCGGUCAGACCAUCCUUUUCUAUCCACGGCCCUGAAGCACCCAUCUACUCGAUUCGUCCUGCUGAACAACCUCGCGCCACUGACUCGGUCAUCCGCGGAGCUGUACUAUGCCAAACAUGAGGAAGUGGCCAAGCUAGUUCCCCAGGACAUCUUUGAUAAGUCCGAGGAAGAUAUGAUCAAGAGUUAUGACUCGCGGAAAACUCAUCCGACCCUGAUUUUCUUGGGCUUGGAUGAAGGCCAGAAAGCAGGCGGCAUGGCAUGGAAGGUCUACACCGGCACGCCGUACUUCGCGGUUGACGUGACUCCCAAGGGCUCGGAAGAGCAGCAGACUGCGGCAAAGGAUAUCAUUGGAGCCAUGGAGGCCCAGGGGCUCUCGUUCUUCCAGUCCAGAAUUAUUACGACACUUUCGGCGGACGAAGCUGCUAUCUACGCCCAGUCGCGCGCCCUGAUCGACUGGAAUACCCGGAAUACUUUCUGCGGCACAUGCGGCAACCCCACGUUGGCGGUCAAUGCCGGUACGAAACGCGCUUGUCCCUCCACAGAUGCCGCGCAGGUGUCCGACGGCAAGUCCGACGAGCGUCCAGCAUGUAACACGCGGACCACGCUGUCGAACCUGUCGUUCCCCCGCACUGACCCCACCAUCAUCGUGGCCGUGGUGUCCGCCGACGCCAAGCGCAUCCUCCUCGGCCGGUCCAAGCGCUUCCCGCCAAAUUGGUACUCCACCUUGGCCGGAUUCAUCGAGCCGGCGGAGUCGAUCGAGGACGCUGUUCGGAGAGAAGUAUACGAGGAGUCGGGCGUUAUCCUGUCGCGAGUCGUCAUCCACUCGUCGCAGCCGUGGCCAUACCCGGCGAAUCUGAUGAUCGGGGCAAUUGCACAGGUCAGUGAUCCGGCGCACGAGACGAUUUCUCUCGAGCAUGAUCCCGAACUGGAAGAUGCGCGCUGGUUCGAUAUCGAGGAGGUGGAAGAGGCUCUGCGCAUAGGGACGAGUGACUUGAGCGCCAAGGCCGGUCCGGAGUAUAAGGGUGGUCUGCGACUGCCGCCUCCGACUGCGAUUGCGAAUCAGUUGAUCCAGUCUGCUGUGCGGGCGGAGUAUUUUUCAGGAAAGAAUUCGAAGAUGUGA
Penicillium lagena is the source of this 1245-nucleotide messenger RNA. Its product is annotated as NAD(+) diphosphatase. The transcript is spliced from 3 exons. The record is from RefSeq and is a predicted model, not a curated record. Gene Ontology annotation, molecular function: NADH pyrophosphatase activity; metal ion binding. Gene Ontology annotation, biological process: NAD+ catabolic process; NADP+ catabolic process. NCBI's taxonomy places the organism in Eukaryota, Fungi, Ascomycota, Eurotiomycetes, Eurotiales, Aspergillaceae. Gene Ontology annotation, cellular component: cytosol. Bases 1 to 1245 code for a protein of 414 amino acids.